Messenger RNA from Vigna angularis (adzuki bean), 937 nucleotides. Its product is annotated as mitochondrial import receptor subunit TOM20. The transcript has 6 exons. Gene Ontology annotation, molecular function: protein binding. Gene Ontology annotation, cellular component: mitochondrial outer membrane translocase complex. Gene Ontology annotation, biological process: protein insertion into mitochondrial outer membrane. Lineage: Eukaryota; Viridiplantae; Streptophyta; Magnoliopsida; Fabales; Fabaceae. The record is from RefSeq and is a predicted model, not a curated record. The coding region runs from base 142 to 765 and encodes 207 amino acids.
AGAGAGGGCAAUUUCAGGUCUCCACGUAGGUCAUUAGCAGCUACGCUGCCCUCAUAAGAGCAGCUGCAGAUUUCCAUUCUAAAACCCAAAACCCUAAAAGCGAGACAAAGCUCCCAAAGUAUCUGUUGCUCUCAAGCUGCCAUGGAUUUGCAACAGGGUGAGUUUGAUCGCCUCUUGUUCUUCGAGCACGCUCGUAAGGCUGCAGAAGCCGAAUACAUCAAGAACCCUAUAGAUGCCGACAACUUAACACGAUGGGGUGGAGCUUUAUUAGAAUUGUCUCAGUUUCAGAACUUUCCUGAGUCGAAGAAAAUGACCCAAGAGGCUAUUUCGAAGCUGGAGGAGGCGCUUGAGGUGAAUCCCAAGAAGCAUGACACCCUUUGGUGCCUUGGAAAUGCUCACACCUCGAUGGCAUUUUUAAAUCCAGAUCAGGAGGAGGCAAAGGUUUAUUUUGACAAGGCAGCUCAGUACUUUCGACAAGCUGUUGAUGAGGAUCCUUCAAAUGAACUUUACCUUAAAUCAUUGGAAGUGGCGGCUAAGGCUCCUGAGCUUUAUCUAGAAAUUCGUCAGCAUGGAUUGGGUCAGCAGCAGCAGGCAGCAACAGCUGGAUCUUCUACAUCUUCGGCUACAAAGACGCAGAAGAAAAAGAAGAGCAGUGAUCUGAAGUAUGACAUAUUUGGAUGGAUAAUUCUGGCAGUUGGCAUUGUUGCAUGGGUGGGAUUCGCAAAAUCGAACCUGCCUCCACCUCCUCCUCCACCUCCUCGAUAAGUGAAACCAUUUGAUUCUAUCUCAUACAUUAUUGAUUAUUGAGAAUGAUAUUUAAUUUGGUUCAGUGCCGUUUGUUUACCUUUUGACAGCAGUAAUGUUUGUAAUGAUGUAGCCAUUGGCGUAUCUUAUCCCUCAUACGAAAUUUUUUCCUACUGUGGGUUGAGCGGUUAAA